This is a messenger RNA of Podarcis lilfordi (Lilford's wall lizard), 375 nucleotides long. The record is from the annotation of a GenBank genome assembly. Lineage: Eukaryota; Metazoa; Chordata; Lepidosauria; Squamata; Lacertidae.
AUGGUCAGGUUCAGGAUGGUUGUACUAAUCUAUAAGAUACCUCAUCCCACGAGCCCUGCCUCAGCCUCUGGGCUGCCCAGAAAGAGGCACAGCCUAGCUAUAGACAAAACUGGUUUAGCCACAGAUACCUCCCCUAGCAAUCACGGGAAAGGUAGUUCCAAGAAACAAAUUUCUAAGAAUCGACAUAAUUCUCGGCCCUCUUGUCAAGCUACAAUUUCCAAGUCUACCAGGAAAACAGUGACAGUUAAGCCCCUCAUGGCCAUCAAACCAAUUUACGUCUGUGGUGUGGAACAGUGCUUUUCCACUAAGUUCCUAGUUGAUGGUGGACUGCAAUUCCCACUGUCCCUGACUGCUGCCACAGUUGGCCAGGAAUGA